Messenger RNA from Pollicipes pollicipes, 2443 nucleotides. RefSeq names its product histone-lysine N-methyltransferase SETD1. The record is from RefSeq and is a predicted model, not a curated record. Gene Ontology annotation, molecular function: protein binding; histone H3K4 methyltransferase activity; RNA binding. NCBI's taxonomy places the organism in Eukaryota, Metazoa, Arthropoda, Thecostraca, Pollicipedomorpha, Pollicipedidae. The coding region runs from base 220 to 2376 and encodes 718 amino acids. The transcript has 15 exons. Gene Ontology annotation, cellular component: Set1C/COMPASS complex.
UGUAAUGGCCGAAAUUGUCCGCGAUAUUGUGUAAUAAGGGGCAGAGUUACGCAAUCUGAGGAUGAAAAUGUGUGCCUGGUCUGGGUGAUGAUGAGAUCUAAGUCGUUACGCAAUGUUUUAAACAAAAGAUGGGCUACUGCGUGAUUGAUCAAUCAUCGAGAUGCAACGGCCCAGCGCAGCGUUUUUUAGUUCUUGGUGCUUUCUAAAGACAACUUUGUUAUGAAUGGAUUAAGCGACCAUCAGCGGAUUAAUGCAUCUCAUCAUCAGCAAAUCCACAGUGCAAAAGAAAAGCAGGCACCAAAGUGUAAGGCAUUCAAGCUUCUUUCUGACCCAUGCAUCAUCCAAGGAGCAGGGAAGGUGUACAGGUACGAUGGCAGGGUACCCAACGACGCCACGUACCCGACGGUACAGGUGCGCGACCCACGGCCGCCGCUCACGCGCAUCUGGUCCCGCAUGGAGGUGGUCGAGCUCUCCGUGCCCAAGUUCAAGAUCGACGCCAACUACGUGGGUGCGCCACCACCGCUGGAGGUAUCGGUCACCAACAUCAACGACAACAUCGAUAAGACGUUCCUAGCGGAAAUGGUGCAUAAAUGCGGCGAAAUUGAAGAGCUGGCGAUCUUCUAUCAUCCAAGGACCAACAAGCACCUAGGCAUUGCGCAGCUCGUAUUUCGCCACGUGCAGGGGGCGAGAGCUUGCGUGGAGAAAUUCAAUCACACGUCCGUCAUGGGCAACGUGUUGAGUGUGUUCCUUGAUCCGUUCGGGGCCAAGGUGCGCCAGAUGUACACGGACCUGCUUGAGGACCGGCCGGUGCCUCGAGAGGAGCCGCCGCCUGCGCACGAGGACCCACUGGCCGUCUGGACGGAGCCGGAGCGCGCCGACUCCGGCUCGGAGGUGGACUCGGACGUCUCGUCCGACGACGCGACGCCCGAACCGCUGAGCGUCACGCCGUCGCCGUUCGUGUCGCGCGAGCGCUAUCUCCAGAGCCACCAGCUGUACCCGUACCCGCCGCCGCCCGGGUACCAGGUGUACGGACCGCCGGCGCCGGCGUCCGCGCCAGAGCCCGGCUACGACGACGUGCUGCCGGCAGAGGCAGAACAGCUCACACCCGACCGGGUGGCCCAGCAUUCCUUAGACCAAGUAGUGAAAGAGUUGAAACAGAUACUUAAGAAAGACUUUAAUAAGAGGAUGAUUGAGAACACUGCGUACAAGCAAUUCGAGAAAUGGUGGGACGACCAAGCCGAACAGCACAAGGCGCGGGGCGAAGAGAACCGGACGCAGGGCGGCUCGGCCCUGCCUGUCAAGCGCUCCGACCUCAGCUCGCUGCUGGAGAACAAUCGCGGCUCGCUCUCCGGCGCCGGCUACGGCCUCGGCUUCCGCAUGUCACUGCCUAAGAUGCCCUCCUUCAGGAGGAAGCCGACGCGUCCGUCGCCGCCGCCCGAGCCGGCGGCGCCGCGCGGCUUCGGCAAGCGUGACGUGAUGUCCGAGAUGGCGCUGCUGUACGAGUUCCUGACGCGCGGCCUGUCGCUCGAGGACAUCGACUACCUGCACCGGUGCUAUGAGGGCCUGCUGGGCGACGACCAGAACAGCUACUGGCUGAACGACACGCACUGGGUGGACCACGCGGCCACCGACCGGCCGGAGAAGCGGCGGCGGCUCAACGAACCGGCCGUGCACCGCUCUGGCUGCGCGCGCACCGAGGGCUACUACAAAGUCACGCAGAAGGACAAGAUGAACCACAAGUACCACUUCGGCCGGACGGUGGCGGAGACGGCGGUGGCGGCGCUCGCCGACGGCCGUGAUCAGGGCUCGACGGUGCCCGACCAGCGCUCCAAGGCCGUCACGGCCGCCGCCAUCUCCCGGGAGGCUCGCAACAACCAGCGACGCAUCCUCACCGUGCUCGGCGGCGAGACCGAGAGUGAGCUGCUCAAGCUCAACCAGCUCAAGUUCCGCAAGAAGCAGCUCAAGUUUGGCAAGUCGGCCAUCCACGACUGGGGCCUGUUCGCGCUGGAGCCGAUCGCCGCCGACGAGAUGGUGAUCGAGUACGUGGGCCAGCACGUGCGCCAGUCAGUCGCCGACCAGCGUGAGCUGGUGUACGAGCGCCAGGGUAUUGGCAGCAGCUACCUCUUCAGGAUCGACCGCGACAACAUCAUCGACGCCACCAAGUGUGGCAACCUGGCCCGCUUCAUCAACCACAGCUGCACGCCCAACUGCUAUGCCAAGAUCGUCUCGGUCGAGGGCCAGAAGAAGAUCGUGAUCUACUCGAAACAGCCCAUUGGCGUCAACGAGGAGAUCACGUACGACUACAAGUUCCCGUAUGAGGAGGUCAAGAUCCCGUGCCUGUGCGGCACGCCCCAGUGUCGCGGCUAUCUGAACUGAGCGGGCGCCGGAGGCGGCCGGUGCCAGCGCAGCGGUCGGCGGCGGCGCCCCCGACGCGUUCUCCGGU